UCUUUUUACUAAAUCUCAACCUACACAUCAGCCAUCCUGGUAGGCAACAGGGAAUAUGGCAAUAUGCCGGGGUUAGCUACAAUGUCUACUUGAUCCUCCGGGUCUAUAACGAUGUCGAACUUCAAACGGGCGAUAGCCCCGUCGCCCUCUCGGGUCAUGGCCUCACUCAAAGCAACCCAGAUUGUAGCCACGAAGCCCAUUCUACCAGCAGAACUAAUCGCCACCAUUCUCGAUCAUCUCCCCAUAGCCGAUCUCUUCCGCUUCGCCAGAACUUCUCGGCGCAUGCGUGAGAUGGUAUACGACGACACACGAUGGAUAGCAAGGUUGAAGAGCAUGAGCGCUUGGAACGAGACAGAAGCACGACAGAGGUUCGAGGAAGGGCUAAAAAGGAAAGUUGAGGCGCAGAAACUCAGGGAGGCAGAGGAGAGGAAGAAGGCUGAUGUAGGAAUCGGGCUACCUCCAAACGAACCUAAUGGCACCAAAGAGGAGCAUGGCGUAGGUGGUGAUAGAAAGGCGAGUACCACGUUAUUCGAUGCCGGUUGGGAGGAGGAGAAGGCGAAAGCUACGCGGGAAAUUUCAAGAGAUAGAAGAGGUACGCUGGAAGGCAACUUUGAGAAGUUAGGCUUGAAUAGUCAUGAGGUUGUCAGUCGGAGCGCGUCUGUACUUGACCCUGCCGCGGCCCUGGACAUUUUGAACAGGGUACGGAGUAUAAGAGGGGGUGCUAGGCAGGAAUAUGGGAAAGUCUACGGAGCGCUGGCACCGUACUACUUCGAUCUCGCGAGAAGCAGAAGCCAUACCGAUCCUAUCCUAUUCCGCACUUAUCGUGACCCAGAGGAACAAGCGCAAAUGCUUGCCCAACUAAAAGUGUUUGCAAAAAGCGACUUCGCUCAGGGUUGGCAUGAGCGGCAUGAGAAACUUGAGACCAUGAUAGCAGUCUUCGAGAACGCUGUACUGCGGGAGUUCGAGCAAGGCUAUGAACUGAAAGAUGUAGAUGGAAAGAUGCAUCGUUAUGCCCAUGUCUUAACGACGCUCAAUGGUGGUGCUGCGGGUGUUGAUACGUUCAUACACAAUCAUCCGCUAAUGGUGGAUAAGGAUAUACUCGGGAGUCCUAUGGAGUGCUUGAACGGUGUUUCUGGAGAACAUUUCGAUUCGAGACCGUCUGAAGACUUCUUUCGACGAUUAGCUGGGUCCGUGAACGAGCAAAGUGCAACCAUAGAUCGGGUCUUCCCACCGACUGCCAAUGUCUUGAUACCCUUCCUUGAACGGAUUACCGACGAAAUCAUAGCAGACUAUAUCACCACACUAUUUGACGAGGCGCAUGAGCGAAAUAUAGAUUCAUACCUCAAGGCAGUGUCAGGUGUCUUUGGACAAAGUCUUCGGUUCUCUCGGUCAAUAGAAGCUACGAAGGGAGCAUCAAAAGAUUUUCCAGACCAAGUGGUCGCCAUAGUAGCGCGAGCGUUCGAACCUCAUGUGGAUCUAUAUCUCACUGAGGAACUGGAUUAUUUCAAGAAGAGGACGGAGGCAGAGGUGAGAGCCUGGGAGACACGACUCGAGGCCGAGGAAGCUUCCACAGAGUCCUUCUAUAUGUCGAAUGUCGGUCGACAAGCAGCCAAACGAGACUUCUUAUCAUCGUUUAGGAAGGUAGUGAUGUUGCCCGUCAAUGCUGUAUCGUCUAUUCCGCUAUCAUCCCCAUUUGGCGGCACAUCUGCGAAGCUCAAUGCAUCUCCUGUAACUGACUUGAAUGGGGAUACUUCAUAUCACAGCCCGUAUGGCAAAACACUGGAACCUGUAACACCACGUUCAUCUACACCCCAGCCAGGGGAGCGCGCAUCGUCACCCAAACCAGAAGCACCUACGACCGAGCUCGCCGCCAAAGCCGCUAUCAUGAGCACACGUCUCGACGCCAUCAAGUCACUCUUCAGCAUCGAAGUCGCCCUUGACCUAAUUCAUAAAGCCAAAACCAGUCUUGAGCGGGCGGCAGUCUUCGUUCAACUAGGUGGUCAGUCUGGCGAGGAAACCAAGGAACAAUGUGAGGCCAUCUUUGUGCAGCUACUUCACCAACUGGGUGACCGCCAUGUGCGUACUGGGUUCGAUAAGGCGGUGGCACAUCUCAGCGCCUACAAUCCUCGCGAGGCCGUCGCACACUCUCCAGACACGGGCGUACAGCCUCUGGUCACCUUCAUCGAACUCGUUAAUGUCGGUGAUCUCAUACAGCAAAUGGUCGAUGUAUUUUUCAUCCAGGAACUUGUAGCCCAAAAACUCGUUGAUCGCGAUGACUUCCUCUCUCCCGCGGUCAAAGAAAAGAAGAAGUUUGAGGGCAUGCUUGACGAGCGGGUCGCGGCAGGAUUGAACAAGGGUAUCGAUGUGCUAAUGGAUGAGGUCGAGUAUAUUUGUGGCACGACACAGAAGCCUUCGGAUUACAAUCCGCCUGUGGGGGCAGAUCUGGAUGUUGGGGUCAGCGAGACGGCGACGAGGAUUGUGGAGCUUGUGGGUGGUCAUACGCGCAUGCUGAUCGGCAGUACUGAGAAGAACAUGCUGGAUGUUUUCAAUCAGGAGGUCGGAGUGCGAUUAUUCACAGUGCUUUGCAAACAUCUGAAGAGACAGCGUGUAAGCUGCGACGGGGCAGUCAAGCUCAUCAGUGACACAAACGCCUACCAUGCAUAUAUAUCCACUCUCAAAAACAAGUCCCUCACGCCAUACUUCUCUGCGCUUCGCGAACUAAGCCAGAUUUACCUCAUCGCGCCCACGCAUGCCAAAGAUAUCGCGACCAUCAUCGCAGACCAGGAUCGGUAUUACGGUAUCCUGCGCGCUGAAGACGUAUACGAAUUCGCUGAGCGGCGUGCGGAUUGGUACACUGUCAAACCAGCAGUCGAGAGGGCCAUGUACGGAAUUGGAUGCAGCGUCAUGUAAACACGCACGCCAG
Messenger RNA from Pseudovirgaria hyperparasitica, 2923 nucleotides. RefSeq names its product secretion pathway protein Sls2/Rcy1. The transcript has 3 exons. Lineage: Eukaryota; Fungi; Ascomycota; Dothideomycetes; Acrospermales; Acrospermaceae. Gene Ontology annotation, molecular function: protein binding. The record is from RefSeq and is a predicted model, not a curated record. Gene Ontology annotation, cellular component: cytoplasm; exocyst. Gene Ontology annotation, biological process: exocytosis; Golgi to plasma membrane transport. The coding region runs from base 112 to 2910 and encodes 932 amino acids.